GAAAUAAUAAUUAAUAAGGAACAUGGGCCACCUAUUUUCUUAGCCGGGCCUGUUCUGACGCUACUACUGAGGAAGAAGCCUAUGCAUCAUAUUAACAAAAAGUGUUAAGCCACGUCAUCAAGUUAACCUCGUACCAGCACCCGUGUGUUAAACCACGUUGACAAAAGUGUUAAACCACGUCAUCACCCUUAUGAUUUGUAGGUCCCACUUUUAAACGCGUAUGAUCGUCUACACUCGAUACCACCUAGAAUACGAUACGCAUAUUUUCUUCCCUUUCAUGGAAAUUGAGUUUCUGUUUCUUGACUCUGGAAAAAAGAGGGUUUUUGUUUAAUCACAGAGGUUUUCUCUGGAGUCUCGUUCAACGAUGAUGAAGAAGGUAAUAAAUCAAAUCUUCCUCUUUUUGUAGGAGGAGGUGAAGUUUAAUUCUUUUUGUCAUGAUACAAAAAUGGUAGAUUGAUUUAGGUCUCACACUUUUUUGAAACUUCCAUAUUUUCUUCUAUAUAAUUCACCCAAUUCUUAUCCUCCAAACUUCUAUAUUUUUAAUUACCGUUUCGGUGUUUCUCUUGAUACAAAAAAAAAAUUACUAUCCGUUUUAUAUCAUUCAUCGCUGCUUUGGCUUUAUCUAAAUAUUAUUUUUUUCCAUGUAAGGUUUUUGUGGGUUUGAAUAAAGUUGGUGAAACCGUGUAUGUUUGUAUCAUAUCCAUAAGAUCUAAAAACUCAACCGCUCAAAUCUUUUGUCUCGAGGUGAAUUAAUCUUUGCUUAAUCUUAAGCAUUUCCAUUGGUUAGAAACAUAGUUUGCCUCGAAAUUGUCUUUCGCAGUAGAAUUGGUUUGUUUCCGAAGGUUUGUGUUGUUGAUUCUCGUUUUUUGUUUGUUUGUGUGGGGUCUUGACUUUUGUCUUAAGCUAUCUUCGUUGUCCUUUUGUUAAAGCUUAAAGAUUAUACCAAAACGAAAAGUUGAGAUUUCCCCCCAAAUUGUUUUCAUGUCAAAUGUCAUGUAGAUUAGUUACAAUCAUAAACCCUGUUCCAAAGUUUUGAUUUUUAAUAGUUAAAAAAACAUGAAUUUUAUAUAUUUGUUGCAGGUAUUAGAGCAUAUUGAAUAUUCGCAGAUUAGCCCCAAGAAUCUCAAGACACAUGGACUAAAUCCGCAGCAGAUAUCGCACUCAUACAAGUGGCUUUAUGGGUUGAGGAUUCUUUGUUUGUAUUAUCGACUUGAAGUUUUUAAUUUGAAGUUAUACUCUGAUGGGUGAUAAUCAAGAAAGAUUGUCAGUUUCCUCAUCGUCGCUGACAACAGCCCAAGCUGAAGGGGAUUCACUCAUGAUAGUUGAGGAGUCUUGGAUGAUUGCAGAAGAGAGAGCUCAUGAGAUACUAAGCGUUAUCCAACCUUUCUUUGUUUCAGAUAGAAAUAGGAAUGAAAUCAUUGAUUACGUACGAGCUCUAAUCAAGAGUCAUGAUGGAAUUGAGGUAUUUUCAUUUGGUUCAGUGCCACUGAAAACAUAUCUCCCAGAUGGAGAUAUUGAUAUGACGGUCAUAACUAAGCAAAAUAUGGAGCAUAAAUUCUUUGAAAAAAUGUACAAUACACUUAAGAGUGAAGAAGGAAAACCUGAAUUCGAUGUAACUGAUGUUAAGUAUAUCCCUGCACAGGUCAAGGUCAUAAAAUGCAACAUCAGGAACAUUGCUGUUGAUAUCUCCUUUAAUCAAAUGGCGGGUCUCUGUGCUUUAUGUUUUCUGGAACAGGUUGACCAACUCUUUGGAAGAGAUCAUCUUUUUAAGCGUAGCAUCAUCUUAAUUAAAGCUUGGUGCUAUUAUGAGAGCAGAAUUCUUGGUGCCAACAUGGGAUUGUUCUCAACAUAUGCAUUGUCAAUACUAGUCUUGUACAUCAUCAACCUAUUUCAUUCAUCAUUAUCCGGCCCUUUAUCGGUUCUCUACAAGUUCUUGGAUUACUAUGGUUCAUUUGAUUGGAGCAACUACUGUAUCAGUCUCAGUGGUCCUGUGCCAAUAUCUCGUCUUCCAGAACUUAUGGCGGCUUCUCCAGAAAAUGGGCAGGAGUUAUUGCUUGACCAGAAGUUUGUAAGAGAUUGUGUCAAGUUAUAUACUGCUCCAACCAAACCUGUUGAAACAAAUGGUCUUGAGUUUCCUAUCAAACAUCUCAACAUAGUUGAUCCUCUUAAAUACAGCAACAACCUCGGAAAAAGUGUUACAAUAGGAAAUGUCAAACGAGUAAAACAUGCUUUUACACUGGGAGCUCGAAAGCUCAGAGAUGUUCUUUCACUACCUGGUGAAACCAUUGGAUGGAGACUGGAGAAGUACUUUGGCAAUGCUUUGGAGAGGAAUGGUAAGGGACAAAGGCAAGAUGUGAAAGAUCCUGUUACUGCGUUUGGUACUGGAAGGUCAGAACUAUCUGACCUCAGUGGAGACUUUGAAGGUUACUUUGGAAGACUUGCGAGUUACCAAAACAAUGAGUUUUAUCUAAGAGCCAUGAAUGGUUCAACCUCAAUUCAGCCUAAUGUCUUUCAAAACAUGGGAAAGAGGAGAGGAACAGGAACUUAUAUUCCUGAUAUGAGUCAACAGCUGUACCAUGCCAGGUUCAGAGGUUCGGGUGCUGGAAACUCAGCAUCUCAUCAUAUAGGAGCCAGUAGUAGCUGCAAUCUUUCUGGUGAAGUGUCUACUUCUUCUGCCAGUAUCAAAGGAGAAGAAUGUGUGAAAUCAGAGCCUUGUCAGUCUUCACCACCAGAAAACAUAGGAGAUUCUAUAUCUUCAAAAACACUGGAAAUGGAGAAUGGCAAAGAAGAAGAGAGCAAAACCUCCCAAAAGUUGAAGAGUUCUUGAAUUUAGUGAUUGUGACAGAAUCUUUGGUUGGUCUCUUGGUUUCCCUAUAGGAUAACUAUGUUGUAUCUUUAAUUGCAUGGAAAAACUCUUUUUAGGAUUUAAAAGAUUCAUCAGGAAUUUGAUUACUUUCUGUUGAUCAAUGUUUCUUGAGAGAUAUCUUCUUCAUUGUUGGUAAGACAGUGCAUACACUAGUGGUAUGUAUAGAUUAAAAGUUACUGAAAAAUUUGAUUUGCCAUUUGUUUUUUGCUCGGAGUUUACUUUCUUUUGAUUCUCGAUCAAUUUUUAUACAAGAUCUCUUGCCA
Messenger RNA from Brassica napus (rape), 3129 nucleotides. RefSeq names its product protein HESO1. The transcript has 9 exons. Bases 1241 to 2827 code for a protein of 528 amino acids. Gene Ontology annotation, molecular function: nucleotidyltransferase activity. Lineage: Eukaryota; Viridiplantae; Streptophyta; Magnoliopsida; Brassicales; Brassicaceae. The record is from RefSeq and is a predicted model, not a curated record.